AUUCAUUUUAUACCCGUAAUUACAUUUCUUUUAAUAAAAACAAAACAAAUUAAAAUCUAAAUAGAAAAUCUAAUGUUGUGUUGUACGGUUAUGAGUCGUACUAAACUGAUAUUUCUUACGAAAACAUAGUGAUGGCAGACCAGUUUUGCUUACGUUGGAAUAACUUUCAAACGAACAUUGUGAAUGCUUUAGAUUCGUUGAAGUGUUCUGAAGACUUGGUUGACGUUACGCUUACUUGCGAAGGGAAAAAUAUCAAGGCCCACAAAGUAAUACUGUCAGCUUGCAGUCCCUACUUUAGGAAUGUAUUCAAGGAAAAUCCAUGUCAACAUCCUGUUAUCAUUCUAAAAGAUGUGUCCUCUGAUGAUAUUCUCGGUUUACUAUCGUAUAUGUACCAAGGAGAGGUUUACAUAGAAGAAAGCAAACUGUCUUCAUUCUUACACACAGCUGCCUUGCUCCAAGUUAAAGGUUUAACAGGAGUAACACAAAAUAAUGAAAAUAUAGCAUCUCCGAAUGUGACAAACAAGCUCUAUACUCAGCUCACAAUAUCCUCAAAGCAUAAUGUUGGUUGUCACAAGGAAACAAAAAUUCCUGCCCUAAAGAAACGAAGAAGCAGCACAUCGGACAAACCAAGUGAUUUUCCUCCUAAUGAUGGUUACAAUAAAAAAGUUAAAACUGUUGAAUCAUGUGACAACCACAUCAAAAACAAUGGCCCUCAAACCAAAUGUGAUAAUUCUUUUACUGAAAAUAAUAAUGUAGAUAAAAAACAGGACACACUAGCGGUUACAAAUGGGAAAAGCUUUAUUCAGGCAAAGGUACCAGAGGACAUUCCAGUGACAGUGAAAACUGAAUGGAUAGAAGAAAACACAUCACCACAGAAUUUGGUUACAGAAAAUGAUGACAGCCUGCCAGAUUACGAAAACAGUAUGCUUGCCAGAUCUUUACUAUCAGGUAUUAAGCCCACUAAAUGUGAUACAAACACGACAAGUCCCUCUAUAAAGAGAGUGCCAAAUGCAACUGACAUACAUACCGGAUCACGACCCAAGGACACACACCAAGAUUAUAAUCCUAUAGCUAAGAGCCCCAGCAAGAACCCUACAAUUGAAGAAUCAACUAUUAAAACGGAAAAGUCUUCACCAAAAUCUGAUAAUGAGUAUGAACCAGAGGUCCUAUUGUCGGAGCAACAGGAUAGCACAGAAUCGGAGGGUCCCUAUUCCCAGGAGCAGCAGUCGCAGGCACUGCUACUUCUGGCUGGCAUGUCGUCUGUUCCCACUCUGAAUAGUGGGGCAUCGACAUCUCAGGCAGUAUCACACCAGCAGUCCAAUCAUGCUGCCAUAUGCGGUGAUUGUCCUCACUGUGGAAUGAAGUACUCCAACCAAUCUGCUCUGAAGUAUCAUGUGAGGUUAAUGCACUCGGAUCUAACAAACAGGCUGUGUUGCUACCUCUGUCCCCGAUCUUUCACUAUGAGAGAGACAUUCAAGGAGCAUAUGUGGACAAGUCACGGUCAGAGAAACUGAUCUUUAUGAUGUGCCUUAUCAUUGUAUUCGAAAACAAAAAUUGUGCCUUGAAUAUAUUUUUAAAUGUCAUUUACACUUCCAAUGUUUUUUAAAAUUGGAUGCCACUAUGUAAGUAAUGCCUUAUCUGAUUGUAGGAGUUGUUGAUAAUAUUAUGUAAUUUUAUUACCUUGCAAGUGCAAUGGCAAUUAGAUCUCCUUAUUUUGCAAAUAAUAUUUGUUGCAUUACAUUUCUUUAUUGAAUAUUUAGAUUAAAUAUUCAGAUAGAUAUAUCCGGUAUAUUUAGAUAUGUGCAGCGGAGAUAUUAUGUUAAGUUUCAUAAAUGUAUAAAUUGGUAAAAAAUGAUUGUAAUUAUUUUUGCAGCCAUAGAAUCGCGCAAAAUUACAAUACUUACGUUAUUUUGAGGUAUAUUAUUGUCACCAAUUGUUAUUAUUGUCAUUGGUCUGUUGAGAUUUGAUGACCAGAGUAGAGACAUUUUUAAAAUCGUGCGUUAUUAUACGUCUGACAAAACUAUCAUGCUAAAAAGGUUACGCAAAAUAAUUUGCACAAACACUUGAGUGGUCGAUUUGUGUCAACUUUUUAAUAGAUCAAAGUAAUGAAUAUAAUAUUUUUGUUAAAUUAAUGAUCCAGUUAAAAAGCAGAGAUUAUGAUAAAAAUAUUGUCUUUUUUGCCAUCAAUUUCUGAUGCGGUUUAAGUGGACGCCUUCUGUGUGUACUAAAUGAAAAAAUAAAAUGAAGCAGUAUUUUUUCGACCUACAUUAUUUACAAAACUAUAAAGAUUUUAUAUUAACAAAUUGAUUAGGAAACUACAUUAUAAAGAUUUUAUUAACAAAUUGAUUAGGAAACAUUCAUCAGUUACAAUACUGGUUACUUGCAUCGGUGAAAUUUUUUACUAGUUGAUGUAUAUUUUAAGUUGGGAUUAAUUUUAUGUUAUGAUAAGGGUAGUUUUAUUUUUAUUGGUUGUUUUUGUGGAUAUAAAAUCAGUAUUUUAGGCAAUAUUGGAGAAAAUCAAGUCAUUUUGACUGUUGCGGUUAUUAGGCAAAUGAUAUUAGUGAUAUUUUUAAGAUUUUUGCUGGCUAAUAGGUGCCAAUUCGGAUUAAUGUAUCUGUUUUAUAUUUAUAAGUGAAAUAGAUAGUAAUUUGAUAUAAAUAUAAGUUAGCCUUAUGAUUAAUUAAAAAAAGUUUUUACUUGUUUGUUACCUACAUUAAAUUAUGUCUAAGUGUAAGGAUCUUACAUUUCGAAUUACAUAAUAUUGUUCAAUACAUACGAUAAUAGUAUAUCGAGAAUUGAAACUGUUUUGUUUCAAUACAAUCAUA
Messenger RNA from Aricia agestis (brown argus), 2825 nucleotides. Its product is annotated as modifier of mdg4-like. The coding region runs from base 132 to 1514 and encodes 460 amino acids. Gene Ontology annotation, cellular component: nucleus. The record is from RefSeq and is a predicted model, not a curated record. Gene Ontology annotation, biological process: regulation of transcription by RNA polymerase II. Gene Ontology annotation, molecular function: protein binding. Lineage: Eukaryota; Metazoa; Arthropoda; Insecta; Lepidoptera; Lycaenidae. The transcript is spliced from 6 exons.